AUGUCUCGCACAACCGGCCAGCAGCCGCCGCGGAAGAUAUCCUUCAAUGUCUCCGAGCAGUACGAUAUCCAGGACGUAGUCGGCGAAGGCGCGUACGGUGUAGUGUGUUCUGCGCUGCACAAGCCUUCGGGCCAGAAAGUUGCAAUCAAAAAGAUCACUCCUUUCGAUCACUCCAUGUUCUGUCUGCGGACGCUCAGAGAGAUGAAGCUUCUGCGAUACUUCAAUCAUGAGAACAUCAUCUCGAUCCUCGACAUUCAGAAGCCCAGAAACUACGAAAGUUUCUCUGAGGUGUACCUCAUACAAGAACUCAUGGAGACAGACAUGCACCGCGUGAUCAGGACACAAGAGCUUUCCGACGACCACUGCCAAUACUUCAUCUACCAGACCCUGCGCGCGCUGAAGGCAAUGCACUCAGCAAACGUCCUGCAUCGUGACCUCAAACCCUCGAACCUGCUGCUCAACGCCAACUGCGACCUGAAAGUUUGCGAUUUCGGGCUGGCUCGGUCCGCCGCGUCGACCGAAGACAACUCAGGCUUCAUGACCGAAUACGUUGCGACAAGAUGGUACCGCGCACCUGAGAUCAUGCUCACGUUCAAGGAGUACACCAAGGCUAUCGAUGUAUGGAGCGUCGGGUGUAUCCUGGCAGAGAUGCUGAGUGGGAAACCUUUGUUUCCUGGCAAAGACUACCAUCACCAACUCACUCUCAUCCUUGAUGUCCUCGGAACUCCGACAAUGGAGGACUACUACGGUAUCAAAUCCCGCCGCGCGCGAGAGUAUAUCCGCUCGCUGCCCUUCAAGAAGAAGAUACCCUGGAAGGUCAUGUUCCCCAAGACCUCAGACUUAGCGCUCGACCUGCUAGAGCGGCUUCUUGCUUUCAACCCUGUCAAGCGCAUCACGGUUGAGGAGGCCCUCAAGCAUCCUUACCUUGAGCCAUACCACGAUCCGGAGGACGAGCCGGUUGCGGAGCCGAUUCCAGAGAGCUUCUUUGAUUUCGAUAAGAACAAGGAUAACUUGACCAAGGAAGAAUUGAAGUGUAAGUGCUUCAUCAACCGUGUUGUGCAAUUGUAA
Molecule: messenger RNA, 1068 nt
Organism: Coniosporium apollinis CBS 100218
Lineage: Eukaryota; Fungi; Ascomycota; Dothideomycetes
Product: CMGC/MAPK protein kinase
Exons: 4
Coding region: 1-1068 (355 amino acids)
Biological process (GO): intracellular signal transduction; protein phosphorylation
Cellular component (GO): cytoplasm; nucleus
Molecular function (GO): ATP binding; MAP kinase activity
Source: RefSeq, a predicted model, not a curated record